UGUGAUCUGCUUUGUAAUUUAUUUUCCCCUCGAACAACUUGUAAUUACAUGUAGGUAUAGGUUAAUGUUAGGACUUCUGUAUGAUACCAGUGACCAGGAAGUUUCUAAAAUUUUUACUCUGUACUUGAGAGGUAUUUUAAAAAACCAAAAACUAAUGCAAAUUUGUUUGUCUCAUCUCCAUGAGAAAAACGAAUCGGACACUUGGUUAGCGAAGAUGUGCAACAUCCGGUAUUGAACCAAAUUUAUAUCAAUGAAAAAUUAAUUAUCGUGAUGUUGUAUAGGAAUCAAACCCGGGACCCGUGCAUAGUCAGACAAUUUACCACUGAGGCGAUAUGAUAGGCAUGGUCCAUAACCCUGACCACCACACAUGUAUCCGACAAUACAGGCACAGAUUUUGGCCAGUGGAAGUGAACACAUGACAGCCAUCUACAAUAAGUGAUAAGAACAGAACAUAUAUAAAGUAAAGUAGCAAGCCCAGAUGAUAACGUUGAAAAAUUGCGCGAUGUAUUCCGAGUGUAUUCCAAAUGGAGUAAAGAAAACAUUCCCCAUUAUAAAUCUCCGUAAGGAAUCUGUUUUCGUUCCUGUGAAUUUUUCUGAGUGACAGUUGAUAAUGUGUCAAUGAAAUUAUCUUGGAAAUUAUCCCUUUCAACUAUUACAAGUGCACUUCUUUCACAGGUUUUAUCCUCAUUCAAGGUAGUAACAUUUGGUCCAUUAAUGAAAAACCAACAACUCGUUGUGGUAUAAUCUAUACAGUAUGGUUUUCAAAGAUACAGUAGACAAGAGAAAGAAAAGAGGAAUUGUAUAUGGUUAUGAUAUAAACACCUAGACCCUCCAGACCAUGGACCCAGCAAGUACAACAUAUAAAGUACAUCAAUGCUCUAAGUGUCCCGGGGACACAGAGUACUAUUGUGUAUCGUGUCCAUGUGAUCUGUGUCAAAAGUGUAAAGAAAACCAUGUGAAAAACCUCCAAACAAUAGACCAUAAUGUUGUGUCACAUCAUGAGAAAUUCAACAACAUCCCAACACAAGAGAUCUGUGGGAGACAUCCUAGCCAUGUUUAUAUAAAGUACUGUGAAUCUAGUCAAGUUCCUGUGUGUGAUUCUUGCUUCGGACAUAAAUCUCAUAGAUUCCCAAUUACUCUUAUAAAAAGAAGGCACAAGUUUAAAAGUAUACAAUUAACAUAUCAAACAAAGCAACAACAACACAGAGGAACCAUUCACACCAUCAGAAGUGAGGCUCUCUUUUACAGACCUGUUCUCAUGACAGGAAUCACAGAUGACAUCAAAACUUGUCGCACAGAAUUCUCCCGCUAUCAAUCAGAGAUGUUAACAAAGGCCCAGAGACUGAAGGAUCUCAUUAACUAUGUGCUAUAUGAUCUAUUGAACAAAGUGUUAUGUGACUUUGAUUUCAAACACAGAUAUUUAAAACAGAAGAUAGAAACAAACAGACAUAUUUUCAGCCUACAGAGAUAUGUACACAUGUAUGAACAGUCAACAUUCAGUGCACUUCAAUUCCUCUCCUCCAUAAAGAAAGCCUUCCCCCAGACACAUCUUACACUCCACACCAGCCAGCUCUCCAUGACUGAGUCACUCAACAAGGAGGAUGUGAUGGAGUCACUGAGUGCAAUCCAAAUCACAGAGAGAGGAAACCGACGCAUAGGAAACCAGUGUCUGCUGAAACUGACGUCUGGUGCUGAGUUCCAUCAAUCUCUCACAGUGACAGGUGUUGAUCGUUGUGAUCACAUUUCCUGUGUGACAUCAGACCGGGUCUGGGUCAGUGGUUAUAGAAAGAAUCUCAUGUUGACAGACACAACAGGUGUCCCUCUACAUCGUGUGAAGGAUUCAUGGAGUGGAGAUACAUUAGGUAAUGGAUUACACACAGUGAACAGUAAGAGUGAACUGAUUUUUAUAGAUAGGAAAUAUAACAUCAACAAACUAUCAAAGGAUAUGAAAACAACCACCACAUUUAUAGAGAAAACAGACUCUACAUGGAGACCACAGUGUGUGUACUGGUCCCCGUCCACUGGGGAUCUACUGGUCGGGAUGUAUAACAAUGAUACAGACACAGGCAAGGUAACCCGGUACAACCAGAGUGGACAACUCACACAAACCAUACAGAACGACAACACAGGACGGGGGCUGUAUAGAAGACCUUGCUAUAUAACAGAGAACAACAAUGGGGAUGUCGUGGUGUCUGACUAUAUAUAUAGAUGGUCUAGUACUGUAGUGGUGACAGAGCGUGGAGGAAGACAUCGUUUCUCCUACACAGGACCUCCAUCAGGAUCAAGACUAGAUCCAGUAGGAAUCUGUACUGACGCGCUGUCACAUAUCCUGGUGUGUGAUUUUAGAACCGACACAGUACAGAUGUUAGACAAGGACGGUCAGUUCCUGUCACAUCUACUGAUAAGACCAUCAGGAAUAUUCAAACCAUGGAGCCUGAGUUAUGAUGUCAACACUCACCGUCUCUGGGUCGGAUCAUGGUACAACAACACGGUGGUUAUAUACAGGUAUAUCACCAGACAGGAUGCUCUGACAGCCUCUGCUGAUGUGAUGGAGUCACUGAGAGAAAUCCCAACCACAGGGACAGAAAAACCACAGCAAGGAAACCAGUGUUUGCUGAAACUGAUGUCUCCCCCCGAGUUACUUCACUCUCUCACAGUGACAGGUGUUGAUCGUUGUGAUCACAUUUCCUGUGUGACAUCAGACCGGGUCUGGGUCAGUGAUUGGAACAAUCUCAUCUUGACAGACAUAACAGGUGUCCCUCUACAUCGUGUGAAGGAUUCAUGUCGUGGUGUAGGAUUACACACAGUGAACAGUGAGAGUGAACUGAUUUAUAAAGAUAGGAAAUAUAAUAUUAAGAAACGAUCAGAGGAUAUGAAAACAACGAAAACAUUGAUAAGGAAAAAAAUAUUCUCUAAAUGGAGACCACUGUGUGUGUACUGGUCCCCGUCCACUGGGGAUCUACUGGUCGGGAUGUUUAACAAUGAUACAAGGACAGGCAAGGUAACCCAGUACAACCAGAGUGGACAACUCACACAGACCAUACAGAACGACAUCACAGGACUGGGUCUGUAUAGAGAACCUCGCUAUAUAACAGAGAACAACAAUGGGGAUGUCGUGGUGUCUGACUGUAGCUUUCUCUCUAUGUAUGGUGCUGUAGUGGUGACAGAGCGUGGAGGAAGACAUCGUUUCUCCUACACAGGACAUCCAUCAGGAUCAGAACUAUGGCCACGUGGAAUCUGUACUGACGCGCUGUCACACAUCCUGGUGUGUGAUGAUAGAACCGAAACAGUACAGAUGAUAGACAAGGACGGUCAGUUCCUGUCACAUCUACUGACAAAAUCACAAGAGAUGGAUGAACCACGGAGCCUGAGUUAUGAUGUCAACACUCACCGUCUCUGGGUCGGAUCAGGGUACAACAACAAGGUGUGUGUCUACAGGUAUAUCACCAGACAGGACGCUCUGACAGAUGAGGACACACACUCAACUGAUGAGGAUGUCUUUUCCAGCUCAACAGCUGUAGAAUAGAGAUAGCUGGGAUAUUGACAGGUGAGCAAACUUUAUCUCCAUGCCUUGUGGUGAAGUAACUGCAUCUUGGCUUGUUACAGAGAAAAGGAAAAUGGCUAGUAUCACUUCUAUUCUAGCUGACUUGCACUGGCUUCCACUAAAAUUCCUUCCUACAUACAAAACCCUUGUGUUCGCCUACCUAGCAUUACGUAGAUCGGGUCCAGGACAAGAACUGAUUAUUAUCCGUAAAAUAAACCGAAUCCUACGAUCCGACGGAAGCUUGCCACUUAAUUUAUCGAGGCUGUGCACUUGAAAGACAAUUUAUCUAUGGUGAUCAUUCCUACUUAUGACAGUCUUCCGAUGUGUAUUCCUCGCGCGAAAUCCGUUCAAAGUUUUUAAAAGAAAAUGGAAUACAAUUUUUCUAAUUAGCAUUUAAUUUACUUUUGAGAAUUGUCUAUCUUGUGAUUUUUUGGUUACGAUUUUUAAUUAUCCUCAUUUUUAUUUGUAGUAAAAUAAUGUUCAAUACUAUAUUUUUUUAAGUGGCCUAUACAUGUACUAUGUUUUAUGUCAUGUCCAUUUCAUAUAAAGUUCGCUAUAGUGAUACUGUUAUUAUAUAGAGCGUUACAAAAAUUAUUUAUUUAUUACUGUUUUAUUACAUAUGUUAUGGUAAUACAAAGUGUCACCAAUAGACUCUGUGUUCUUUGUAUAUGACUUAAGCAGUAACCAAUGAUUGUAAUUUUUAUAUGUUUUAUCAAGGUAUAACUUCUGUAGUUCGUAAUAGGUAAAGUAUCAGUAUUUUUACACUUUUGCCCUGUAUUUAUAUUCUUUGAAUUUUUUUUAUAAGGCCGGAUGCAGUUUGGUGAAAGGUUAAAGCUGUCCCUUGAACGUUUUGUUGUGUGUAUUGAAGUUUUGUUUUUCAUUUUUGAGAGGUACACAGGAAAUCAUGCAUAUAUUAACUUAAUAUCAUAGUCAAAGGGGAAGAUUUCAAAUCUGUAUAUU
Molecule: messenger RNA, 4504 nt
Organism: Magallana angulata
Lineage: Eukaryota; Metazoa; Mollusca; Bivalvia; Ostreida; Ostreidae
Exons: 9
Coding region: 839-3526 (895 amino acids)
Biological process (GO): proteasome-mediated ubiquitin-dependent protein catabolic process; protein polyubiquitination; negative regulation of translation
Molecular function (GO): ubiquitin protein ligase activity; zinc ion binding; translation repressor activity
Source: RefSeq, a predicted model, not a curated record